UCUUUCCGAUCUAAAUUUGAGGAUUUUGUACUGAAAUUAGCAAAAUUUCCAGCACUAGUAGAAGAUUUUCUGUACAAUAUUUUAACCAUAGAGGAUUUUUUAUCAUUCUUACCUGCACAUGUUGAAAAAACUUUUAACAGAUUUAUGAAUGCAAGCAACAAAAUAUAUCUGAAUCUAUUUGCUGAUGUUUCCAUAGGAAGAGCUGAUCAUUGACAAUGCAUUUACUUCAAAGUCACGUAAUCACAUACUGUAAAUUCAGAAAUUAUUGCGUGCAUUUAUUAUUGCGAUUUUUGAAGAAUGGACAUAAAUGCGAGAUUAAUUAUUGUGAUUUCUGGAAAAUAUGCAUACAGAUAUAUGUAUCGGAUAUCUAAAUGCGAGUUCUUAUUAUUGGGAUACUCACUCAGUCGCAAUAUUCGCAAUAAUAAAAACCUCGCAAUAUUUUCUGAAUUUACAGUAGUAUACUUGGUAUAAGUAAGAUAUUUUUUAAAGAAAGUACAAUAUGGCUGAAGGAAGUUCCACUGAAUCUCAAUUUUCAAAUUCAAGCAUAAAAAGCUAUGUUAGGUUAGGCUUAGUUGCUCAAAAAGAACUUCCAAAUUUACUACGUGAAAUCCUGUUGAAAAAGGAGCCACCUGAUCUUCUUGAGGAUCAUCUUCGCAAAAACAACUUUUUGUCACGUAUUUUUAAUGAACGUGAAAUGAAUAUCAUUAAAAAUGCUUGCACAAACCAGUACAGUGACUUUGACAUACCUCUUAUGUACAAGAUUAUAAGACAUUUAAAGUUAGUGCGUGCUCCAACAGGAGAAUGGCACAACAAGAUUAUACCAACCUGGCGUGAUAUUAGUGUGGGGGAUGAUGUAAACCGAAUUAGAUGGAUCUGGAAUGACAUAAUAUACAUGUACAGAGAAAAUGUCAACUUGACUGACGCUGAAUUACAGAUUUACUUCUCAUUUUUGCAUGACAUAGCUGGUAGACUCGAAGACUUCCUUGAAAAACCAAAACAAUUCGUUAAAAUAUUUAAAAAUAUACAAGCCUGUCAGAUUGAUCAAGAGAUUCAACAAAGAUGCUUAAGCUGGUUGAAAGAUUUGGCUGAGAGUGAAAAUGCAUUAAAUUCUGGUGAUGUUCACAGGGAUUGUACUGCUCUUAAGGUAGUGCAGGAUUUUCAAAGGAAGGUAUUCACACUGCCGUAUUCCAGAGAAGAAAUAAUCCCAGAGAAAAGAAGAGAUGACAUCAAAAUGAAGAUAGAGAAAUGGAGAAGUAUGGAUGAAAAGUUUGUGGCAACAAGAGCUGCUGAUAAUGCCAUGAAAUGUAUAGAAGAAAAUGGUUGUGUGACCAUAACAGGCAAUGCAGGGGUAGGAAAAUCAUUCAUAGCUCAACAUAUAGCUCUUGCAUUAGAGAAAGGCGGCCACCAGAUAAUACCAGUUUUAAAACCAUCAGACAUUAUAGAUUUCUACCACCCUCAUAAAUUUCAGCUCUUUGUAGUAGAUGACAUUUGUGGGAAAUUUACUGCAAACCAACAACAAAUUGAAAAUUGGCGACAACUGAUACCUGUUAUUGAAACAAUAAUGGCAGGCAAAUGGUGUAAAAUUAUUGCCACAUGUAGGUUAAAUGUGUUCAAAGAUGAUAAGUUUAAUAUUUUAUCUCCUUUUAAGACUUGUGAAUGUAACUUGACCACAGAAGACUUAUUUCUUACAUCUGUUGAGAAAGCAAGAAUAGCAGAAGUUCAUAUUGGUACAUGUAUCAAAGAUCUAGAUGAGAUAUCUAAACAUCAUGAGUACUUUCCUCUUUUGUGUAGUUUGUAUCAGGAAAAAGAAGGGUUGGAUGUUAAAGAGUCAUUCUUUAGCAAUCCAUUUGAAGUCUAUAGAAAUGAAAUAGACAACAUGAGUAGACAAGGGGAUGAAGAGAAGUUUAAAGUAUGCGGCCUUGCUUUGUGUGUUCUCUUCAACAACCAGUUGAAAGAAACAUGGUUUCACAGUUGUAAAGUAACAGACCAACAAAGGCAGAUCUUGGAAGAUACAUGUGUAGGUUGUAGAUUAAACAAAGAAACAUCAAAAGUAGACCUGAAAGAUGCACUGGAAAAGUUAGAGGGUACAUUUGUUUGUAAACAAAAUGGGGUUUAUAGUAUCAUACAUGAAGUACUCUUUGACUGCCUGGCUCAUUACUUUGGUCAGAGAAUGAUUGAAUGCCUGAUAGAGCAUGGUGAUUGUGAUUUCAUCAAUAAACGCUUUCUGUGGAAGAACUUACCAGAUGAUCAGGGGAGUAAUGUUGAAUUACUUAUCCAGAUACCAGAUGAUAAAUUAGAUUUGUUUCUAGAAAGACUUGUACAGGACUGGUCUGCCGGCAAAGUUUUAAAUUUGUUUAGCAACAACAAUAUGAAAGAACAAGCAUUCAGAUAUCAGUUGCUGCAAUACUUAGAACGACUUGACAAAUCUCAACAGAUUAAACUGUCCAAUACGAAGAAUACAGUGACACCAGAAGACAUUUGUGACUUAGAAGCUUAUCCACUGAUAUGGGCAUCUUAUUUUGGUUAUAGCAAUAUGGUGAAGUGGUUGUUAGAAAACAAAGUGAACGUGGAUCAUUGUAGACAUGAUGGAGUAACUGCUUUGUACAUGGCAUGUCAAAAUGGUCACAAUGCAAUUGUACAGCUGUUAUUGGACAAGAAUGCUAAUGUCAAUCUAUAUAAUGAAGGUGGUAUGACUCCACUAUAUAUUGCAAGUAAGAAUGGUCAUUUAGAUAUCGUCAGGAUGUUGUUAGAGGAGAAUGUUGAUGUGAAUCUGUAUGAUAGAGAUGGCAGGACUCCACUAUAUGUGGCAUGUGACGAUGGUAAUACAGCUGUGGUAUCUGCAGUACUAGAGAAGAAUCCUGACGUCAAUCUUAGUGAUUCAGAAGGAGAAACUCCUCUGAACAUAGCAUGUUAUAAAGGUCUUACUGAUGUGGUAUUUGCAUUACUUGAGAAAAAUCCUGAUGUCAAUCUGUGUAAUAUACUUGGGGAUACACCUCUAUCCACGGCUAGCGGGGAAGGUCACAAUGAUAUUGCAGGGGCAUUACUAGAUAAAAACCCUGAUGUGAACUUGUGUGAUGACACUGGAGGAUCAGCCUUGUUUUUGGCAUGUCAGAAAGGUCACACUGAUUCUGUGGCCAAAUUAUUACAGAAGAAUCCUGAAAUCAAUCGGUUUGAUGAAUUCUACAACGACACUCCAUUAACCACUGCGUGUGAGAAAGGAUACACUGGUAUUGUUGCUUUGUUAUUACAGGAGGAAGCUAUUGAUGUUAAUCUAUGUGACAAACAAGAUAAACUAAAAACUCCUUUGUCUUUAGCAUGUUGUAAUGGUCAUACUGAUAUUGUGCGUUUGUUAUUGGAGAAGAACUCAGAUGUUAAUCUGUGCGAUAGAAGUGGUAACAGUCCUCUUUACUUGGCUUGUAGUAAAGACUAUAUUGAUAUUGUCAGGAUGCUCCUUGAAAGCAACCCUGAUAUUGAUUUAUGCAAUGAAGAUGGAGAAACCCCCUUGAUGAUUGCAAUCCAGAAUGGUUGUACUGAUAUUGCAUGUAUGUUGCUUGAAAAGGAUGCAGAUGUGAAUCUAUAUGACAGCAGUGAAACAUCAACUUUAUAUUGGGCAUGCUUAGAAGGUUAUAGAGAAAUAGUCUCUAAAUUAUUAGAGAAUGGUGCUGAUGUAAACCACCCUAAUGAUGAUGGUUCGACACCUCUAAUUGCAGCUUGCCAGGGCAACUAUAAUGAUAUAAUCCUUAUGUUGAUAGAACACAAAGCUGACAUUAAUAAACAGAUGUAUGAUGGAGAUAAUCCACUUAUAUCUGCUACCCAUAAUGGUUACCCAGAUGUUGUAGAAGUUCUGCUUACUCAUGGUGCGGACAUUAACAGAAGUCUACAUAAUAAACACGUGUUGACUGGAGCAAUUCACAACCUCCCAAAUAGAAUUUUACCAAGUGUAAAACGUGAGUGGUACGAGGAUGUAAUGAUGAGCUUUGGUUCUUCAGUUACUAAAGAAUACUUUACAGAGAAAUCAGUAGACUAUGUGUUUGAUAUUUUUGCCGGUUCACACCCUCUUCAUAUUGCUAGUUUCAUGGGUCAUACAGAUAUAGCCAGACUCCUUCUAGACCACAAAGCAAAUGUCAACGUAAAAAAGAAGGAUGGAACUACAUCAUUAUUCUAUGCCUGUGAAGUAGGACAUGAAGAUAUUGUAGAGUUAUUGUUAGAAAAAGGUGCUGACCAGAAGAUUUGUAGAAAGGACAAAACCUCACCUGUUGACAUUGCUACACGAAAUGGACAUGACUCUAUAUUAAUGAUGCUUAAGGGAAAGCAAUGAAAAAAAUAUGCUUAAUGCAUUUUCUGUGGAACAGGUCAACUUUGACCUUCCUGAGCACCUGAGUCACCUUUGGUAUUAUUGAGAUGUAGGAAAAGUAAAUGACAUGGAGAUCUGUAGAAAGGACAAAACAUGGACAUAACUUUUUAGUAAUGAUGCUUGAAGGAAAACAGAUAAUAAUUUUUUUUGGAGGAGAAAUGUUCACGAUCACCUGAGUUCAUUAUUUGUUUUUAAUGACCGGAUGUUGUUGAUCAAUUUUUAGUUUUCUGUUAAUUGUAUUGUGGAUUAUUGCAUGUGGUCCUGAUGUUGUCUGUCUGUCUUCAAAUUAGGAUUAUUUGUUGGCCUGUGUUAUGUUCUUGCCUGUAAUACAUUUGGUGCUACUCAAGUUUUAUAUUUUUUUCUAACAUUUCUGUUCUCCAUUUCUCUUUUUUUUUUACACUAGUACAAUUCUGGUGCGCUUUCGCAUUGUAAUAUUUACAUUUCAUUUUUGUAUAUUUUCUUUUCAUCCAUUCAUUUUGCACUGUAAAAUUAUGUUUUAAAAAACUCAUGAAAGAUACCAAGCUUAUAAUUUUGUACAAGAUGCGAUUCAAUUAUACAAGACUCAUCCAUAAGGUAAAAUAAAUGAAAAGACCAAAUAAAUACGAAGUUAAAUGAGCAUUUAUUAUUGAGGACCAACAAUUUACAGUUACAGUAUAUUUAACAUGUACAUUUAAAUAUGCAUUCAUCAUUGUAACAUAUAUAUUUCACUAAUUUUGUUAAAGAAAACUGGUAUUCUAAUCCACUGCCAUUGUUUCCAAUUGCUUAUAUACAUGUAUUUAAAAAUAACUGUACUUGAUAUAUACUGACAGACUUAAAAAUAUUGUGUAUUUUUUGUGGAGCAGGAAUUUGCUACUCUACUGAGUUGAUUUUCUAUGUUUUAAGGGAUGCUGUUGCCAAAUCAUUGGUUUUUCAGGACAAUUUAUUUUGUCUUUUUUUAAUUCUGGCAUUCUUUCAUGUUGUUUGUAUGUCUUUAAAGUAAGAUUUUGUUUAUUGCUGAAUUGUAUCUGCUUACCUCUACUGGUUUUUGGUCUUACAUAUGUGCUCCAUUUUUGCUGAACAAGAUAUUUUUCAGUGUCAUUAGCCCAUGCUAUAUCCACAUUUUCAUUUUUGUAUGUAUUUAGCUGUGGAUUUCUCAUUGUUACAUUUUCAUUUCAAGGGUUGUACCUUUAUUUCAGAUAUAUUUACAAUGUAACAUACAUAUUUUGAUACUUUUGACCAAGAAAAAUUGAUAUUCUAUUCUGUUGCCAUUAUAUUCAAUUCUUACUUUUCAUUAAUAAACGUUUAAAGAAUGUUGUAUAAACCAAACCGCCUGGUGAAUAAAAACACAAUGGUAAAUCUUACAACUUAUGUAAGAUUGCUUAUUGCUUUUCCAAUUUAAGUGUAACUACCUGAUCAGUUUUUAGGUUUACCUAUUUUUUUGAUGUAUGGAAAAAUGUUGAAAUCUUCAUUUAGAAGGGUCAAAAUAUCACUAAUUUCCAAUGGCAGAAAAUAUCAAGAAAUGUAUUUAAUUGUAUAUGUAGUUUUGAGGUCAAAAGGUAUAAAUUUUUCAUUAAAUUAAAAUAUUUUAAAAAACAAUCCAGUUUUUUUUAAAAUGAUUCAAGCACUAUGCAAAUUUUUAUGUUGGUUAAUUUUAAUGAAAAAAUAUGUCAUGUUUCAAAAAUCUGAUACUUAAAAAAAAAUGAACUUAGUAUUGCAUUUAAAAGCAUUUUAGUAUACAUUGGUGCUAUAUACAUGAUAUAAGUAAAUGCAUGCCAUGGUAUUUUCUUUACAUACUUAAGUUUUAUGUUUGUCUUUACAAAUAUGAGUUACAUUAUUUUGUUUACAUUUAAUUUAUUGAUUAUACUUUUUAUAUUUUUGUUCAAUUUUUAAUUCAGUUGAAUCAUACAAAUAUCAUAUUGUGUUCAUAAAAAGAUAUGCUGAUACCCAGCUGGCUGUUUGUAAAUCUACAUCUGUGGUUUCUCUUUCAGGAGCAGAAUGCAACUAUUUAAUAUUAACUUAAAAAUUGUGCAAUGCUUUUUAAAAUGAUAAACACAAAGAGUCAGAUAAUAUUCACAGUGCCAUUGUAUUGAAAUUAAGAAUACUUUUAGUUGUGUUAUAUUUUUUUUUCUUCGAAUUUUUGUUUUGUUUUGUAUUGUUAGUUAUAAUUUGAUACUCAUUAGUUGGCAUAAUUGUAAUAUAUACAUAUAAGAAACUAUAUAAACAUGAAUAUAUUGUGCAUAUUUUAAUAAUAAUUAAUGCUCUUGUACUCAUAUGUUGCCAUACCCUCAGUCAGAGUUGACCUUGGACUGUUUUGGUGUUUUUUUUAGGGUUUUUUUUCAGAAGCUCUGAAACAUUUAGAUAUUUGGCUUCUUCACACUGGAAUGUAUCUGAUGAAGUUUUAAAAAAAAUGGUCACAUGUUUUAUGAAAUAGUGUGUAGCAUAUUGUAUUUGCUUAAUAUUUUUGUAUAUACUGCAUGAUUUUUUACAUUUCAAGACUUUGAUAGUGCAUUACUUCCAUGAACUCUAUAUUGUACAAUUAUUUUGAAGGAUCACAAUUUAUUUUACAGUGUUAAGAUUGUCUAAACAUUGAUUGCAAAUAUCUUAUUUUCUAUAGAAAGUUGAAUCUGUAAAAAAACAGAAAAUGUUGUUCUUCAAAAUUUCAUAUGUGUUUCAAUUCUAAAAAAAACUUCAUCAUAGAUAAUAGGCUUAUUAUUGAGCAAAUCUUUAAGACUCUAGAAAAAUGUGUUGCCAUUUUGUGCAAUAAUAAGCAGUAAAAAUGUUUAACAAAAAUACAGAACUCCAAGGCAAUUUGAAAAAGGGGAAGUCCAUAAAAACUGACAAAAUCAAACGCUAUUAGUCAAUUAAACAAGUGAAAAACAACUACCAUAUUCCUGACUUGGUAAAGGCAUUUUCCAAAGAAAAGUAAUUUUGACUCAUGUUAUUUAGAAUUUAUAAAUUUUCAAAAUUCACUAUUAUUGGUCAAACUUAACACCUUUCUAGUAUUUUUUUUUUUUAGAAUAGUUCAACUUUAAAAUAAACUCAUCAUAGAUACCAGGAUUAAAAUUUUGAAUGCCAGACGGACAUUUUGUCUAAAGAAGACUCAUCUGUGACGCCUGACACAAAACUGUUACAUGUAAAAAGGCCAAUAGAAUAGGAAGUUGAAGAGCAUUGAGGACUCACAAUUCUGUAAGGUUUUUCCAAAUACAGCAAAGUUAAUAUUUUCCUAAGGUAGAAAAUCCUUAUUAUUUUGAAAAAUACAAAGUUUUGUAAUUAGUUAAGAUAUAGAACCAGUUUUUACGAUACAAACAAAGGUUAAAAUUUGAUAAUUUCUAGGAUAUGAUUUUUAGUGUUGCACUAUUAGAGUCUCUAUUUUAGCAUUGAUAGUUGUAUAUUUUAUAUAAUUACCAUCCUUUAAUACUUUAUGAUUACAUAUAUAUUUAUUAUACUUAAUGUGAAAAUGCAGGAUUCUGAUUGGUAAAUAAGAGGGGGACAAUUUACUCUAUUCCAUGGCAAAGAUUCUAUUACCCUUCAUGGAGAUGCUUGAUCAAUUGUGCGCUUUAAUGGGUGGUUGUUAUGUACAAGACGUCAUAGUUUAUUAAUUAAUAAUUUAAUAGACAGUGAUAACAGAACAUUCAGUAUAAUAAAUUAAAUAACACAUAUCUGAGAGGGUGAUAGAGCAGAUUGUUACCCCUUGAAAAGACAUUGUCAACCUUGGGUUCGCCUCAGUUGACAAUGUUUUCUCUGGUUAACAAUCUGCUCUAUCAUCCUCUCAGCUAUGUGUUAUUUAUAUAAUAUAUAUGUUUAUUACAUGCAUACAUUAUGCAUCCCUUUGUGACUUUUUACCUUUACUUGAUGUAUUUUAAUGAUGUCUAUCACAUUUUUUACUUAUUUUAAAAAGAAAUAGAAAUGACUGUAAACUUGCUUUAAAUGUAUGAGUUAGUAUAAAGAAUGAUCCAAGAUGAUAAUUAGGAUUUAUUAUUAAAUUUAUUAAAAGGACAAGGAAUGAAAUCAAUAUGAUUAAUGCGAUUAUUAAUAUUAUCUCUUUAAAAAUGUUUAUGGUAUGACAAGUGCUCUACUUUGAGCAAGAUUAAAAGUUGUUAAUACCAGUUUUUGAUAUGCAUGUUAAGGAGUUAACAGCAUUUAAGAACUUGACCUUCAGAUUUGAAGAAUUUGUCAAAAAACACUUUCACAUAAGAACUAGAAUUUUUUAAUUCUUUUCGAGCCCAACCAGGAUGUUAAACUAAGUAACAGAGUUUUGAUAAGUUCUCAUAAUGGUAUCUUAAAUGGUUAAAGUCUGACCUGUCGGAUAUGAAUAUCUAUCCUAAAUUAUAGAAGUCUUCCAGAAAAAAAACAUUUAUGAAAAAAUCAAAUGUGCCAUAUUAAUGUUAAACUCUUCUGCAAAUCAUUUGUUUUUUGUUAAGUGAACUGUUGUAUACAAAUUUUUUUCUAAAUGAGGAAUUAUUUAUGCUUUUACAUGUUUACAUUAUAGUCUGUGUCAUUUUUUAAGAUGUAUACUUUUAAGAUCAGUGCAUACUAAAUUUAUAAAUACCUUGUUUAGUAGGUAUAUGUCUUCAAACUUUUUCUUUUGUGCAAAACAAAAAUUGUCACUAUAAAUAUAAAUUAAUUCACCCUUUAAUGACAUAAUCUCUUUAAGGUUGAUACAUCCAGAUAUUCAUACACCCUUGACUUUCAAUAUUUUGGGUUUUUAGUGUUUAAAGGAGCAUAAGCUACGAAAUAUAUAAAAAAAAAUAAUAUAUGAUUUUAUGCGAUCACUCUGGUUUUGGAGAUGGUACAGAAUACUAAGUUGAAGACAUAUCAUGAAACUAAUUAUGUGUUUUUAUGACUUGCAGAAACUUUCUACGCCAUUUAAAUCAUUAACUGACAAUUUUUGACAUGUUAUUUGCCCUUAGAUUAAGAAAAGAUUGGUCGAACAACCCUUUUAUUUUAGAUCUACACUUGGAUAUAGUUCCUUUGUAAAUCAGAAUUUAUAAUGAAUUUUCCUUGGAGUUCGGUAUUUUUGUUAUUUUACUUUUUACUAUUUAUAAAUUAAUGUGAAAAAGUAUUUGUACAUCAAUUGAAUCAGUUGAUAAGAAUUUUGAAAGUAUUAUAUUAGUAUCUUAUGCUUGUGUAAGUUAUUGUUCAAUGAAAUUCGGGUCAACAUUUGUAUUAAUAUAUCUAAGUUGAUUCCAACACUUUUUUGAAAUGGUAUUACUCCAAUUCUUUCCAUAGGCAAGUAAGAGUUUGUAUGAUUAUCAACUGAUUUUCAAAUAAUUACACUCAAAUGUGUAAGUAUUAAUUGGAAACAAUUCCAGUCUUAAUUCACCACAGUUAAUAUCUCAUGACCUGUUACAUAAUGAAAUAGGCACAAUUUAUUUUGAUCUACACUACAUUGAAAUAUUCUGUUAAUUUUGCUAGCUAGCUUAAUGAAUAAUCAGAUGUGGUUUUUUUUCAAAGAAAAGACAGAAAAUGAAAAAAAUAUGUAUAAAAAAUGCAAGCAAAUUUUAUUUCACUUGUAAAAUCAGUGUCAUUAUCAUCUGACAAUAUGAUCAAAAUGUUCUUCUACAGUUUCAGAAAAUAUCAAAAUAUCAUCUAUAUACGAGAUAGCAAAUUUUAGAUCUUGUAAGACUAUUUCCAUCAAUUGACUAAAUACAGCAGGACUAUUUUGUAACCCAAAUGUCAUAACAUUAAAUUCAAAAAGUCCUCGAUGACAAACGAAUGCUGUUUUUGAUUUAUCUUCGUCUGUCAUUUGGACUUGCCAAAAUCCACUGCGAAGAUCGAUUAGGCUAUAGAACUUUGCAGCCCCUAAAAGGGUCAAUAUAUCGUCGAUAACCGGUAACGGAUAUCGGAUCGCUAAUGAAUUAGAGUUUAAAUUUCUGAAAUCAAUGCAGAAACGUGUGGUUUUAUCCUUUUUAUCCACUAAUACUACUGGUGACGAAUAAUUACUGUUAGACCUUCGAAUAAUGUUUGCUUCUAACAUGUCAGUUAUUGCCUUAUUGACUAUUUCCCUUUUUUGUAAUGGAGUUCGAUAUUGUUUCAAUUUAACUGGGGGAUUAUCACCCGUGUCAAUCCUCAUUUUAACAGUGUCAGUUUGACCUAACUCAGUAUCCUUAAAAGCAAAAACAUCUCUAUUAUUGUUCAAUAUUUGUAACACCCUACCCCUAUAAGCAUCAGGAACACUAAGAUCAGUUUCAAAAACAUUUUCAAUUUCAGAGUGUUCUUGAGUAGAUUCAAGUGAGACAACAUUUUCUUCUAAAACCGGUGAAGCCCUGCCUAUUGCUAUGCCCCUUCUAAAUUUAUAAGUUCUAUUCGUAGUAAUAACUAUAAGAACUGGCAUUUGACGUUUUUCAUUCAUUUUUGCAACUGAAUUAGCAACCAUUAAACCUUGUUGAGAACUCAAAUGCCCCUUAGUAAUUGGUGAAAUUUCAAAAGAUUUAGAACUUGAAAAGGUAUAAUUUUUAUUACCCUUUACAUAACAGAUAUUGCUAGUCUGAGGUUUGAAGACAGUGGUACGAGCAAGGCUAACAAUUGAAGCUAUGUGAAUAUCUUCUACUAAUGGUACAUAAGUUUUAUUUACCCUUAAACACCCCAAAUCAAAAUAAACUCUUAACACCAAAUUUAACUAACCAAUCACGGCCCAAAAUUGCAUUUCUGUUCAUGUCAGAUACUACAUAAAAGGUAUGAUUCAUUUUGUUUCCUUUCAUGUUAAAGUCUAAAUUUAUACUUCCCAAAACAUUUAAAGAAGCCCCGUUAACUCCUUGUAAAUUGACUUUUCUUUUUUCUAAUUUUGGUAAUCCUUUAAUUGAAUUGUAAAUUUUAUUAUGCAAUAAAGAUACUGAAGCUCCACUGUCAAUUAAACUUCUAACUUUCAUAUGUGCUAAUUUAAUCAAACAAGAAUUUGGAUUUCCCGCUAAAUUAAUUUCAAAAGUUUCUACUUGAUCAGUUUCACUUUGAGUUUGUUUUCGGUUAUGUUAUCCAAAGGUAUUUGUUCAUGAUAAGGUUCAAUGUUUCUAUUUUGUACGUUUGAAUUUCGCGCUCUAGCUACUUUAUUUCUGUUAAAUUUUGAAUUUUGCGCCGUUUGUACUUCGUUUACUUCCGGUUUUGAAUUAAAAUUUCGCGCCAUUUUUACUUUGUUUACUUCCGGUUUUGAAUUAAAAUUUCGCGCCAUUUUUACUUUGUUUACUUCCGGUUUUGAAUUACGAUCGUUUGAAUGUUUAAAUUAACUUUUAUUCCAGUGAUAGGUAAAAUUGUUAGAACAUGCAUUAUUAAAGUUUGUUGAUUUGUUAUUUAAUUUUUUUAACCAUGAUUCAUAUAUAUUAUAUACAGGUUUUGUAUUUCCAUAAUUAAUUUUUCUCUCAAACAUCUUAUUUCCCCUAAUUCCCUUAAACGUCUCCCUAUUGGCUUCAGCAUAAAGAGACCGUCUUAGUUUAAAUUUUCUCUUGAUUUCCCAAAUUGUUCAUUUGGUCUUGCCCUUCAAUUUCUUUGAUAAUGACCUGGUUUACCACAGUUCCAACAGAAGAAUGUUCCUCUUGUUUGUCCUGUUAAGUUAGGUUUAUUUUGGACAGAAUUAACUCUUUUAGGAGGAUAUGAAUUUACAUUAUUACUUAGCGUGUUGUCAUUAAAAUUCCUUCGGGGCACAUGUAAUUCGGCAAGCGAACUUACUGUGUUUACAUGAAAGUUUGCUUUAUUAUCCCUACAAUAUUUUGCUUUAUGGCCAAAUCGCUUACAAUUGUUAUAUUUUUCACCUAUUUCUCGGUAAUGUGAUAUGUCCAUUGGUGUUAUAUUACGCUCAUUGCCGUUACUUUUUUUCAAGUCAAACUUUCGUCUUAAUUGCGUUUCAGCCAUUGCCGAGUUUACUGCUUGAGCCAAAGUUUGUGGAUUUUCACGCAUUAUUUUCAUUCUCAAAUAAUCUUGAUACAACCCGUUUAUGAAAAAGUUAACUAAUUGAAGUUGAACAAUUGGUUGAUUGAUAUCUUGCCCUCUAAAAGCAUCUGUUGCCAAAGUUAAAAUUCGUUCUCCAAAUAUGGGAACAUUUUCACCAACUUUCUGAUUAACCUUAUUCAGAAGUUCGAAUGCAUAUGAUGCAUCAGGAAUAUGCCCAUAACGAAAAUUCAAUUGAGUUUUUAGAUUAUCCCAACUGUUAUUUCCUAUAUCUGUUUCUCUUAACCACCUAGCAAUGAAAUCACUUACUGGCCCUACAGAAGUUUGGUACCAUUUUACAAUCGUUCGGAUUUAAAUUGGUAAUGAUUGCAUAUUUUUCUAUGGAUCGAAUCCAUUGAGAAUAUUUUUCUGAAUUUGAACCAUCAAAGCCUACAACUAUCGAAUUGACACCGUUUGCAGUUAAUUUUUGAGUAAGACUUUGAACUUGUGUUGCUAAAUUUUGAAAAACUAACCCUACAUUAAAUUCUUGUUCAGCCAUUUUUGAGAAUAUAGUUAUUAAGAUUAUCAAAUAAAAUUUCACUGUACCUUUCUUUAGAAUUCGUCCUGGCACGGUACACCAAAAAGACUGUGUAACACAACAAGAUAGUUAGUUAACAGUUUAUUUAAUGCCGGUCUGGAACGGAAUCCAUAACAGACAAGGUCCAUAACGGCCGGUCUCUCUUCUAACAGUACAUUGUACAAGCAACAGUUUAUCAAAAUUUCUAUUACUUUGACAAUAAGUUUUUAUUUUAAAGAUACACAGAUGAAUAUCUUUCAAGCUGACUUUAAUUGACAUGUUUUUACCAAUCUGGACAAUUUAUAGUUGUGAAUCUUGCGUAUGUCCAGUUCAUUACUUAAUUGUUUAAUAUUACAGUAUAACAUGUCAGCAUAUGGCCUACAUGUGUACAUGUACUUAUAUUUAUAUGUAAUCUUAACCUUGAAUUAAAACAAUCAGUCUAAAACUUAUUUGUAUAAUUUUCUUGAUAGAUAUUUCCGUGUGUUAUUUUAUUCAAUGAAUUUUAUUAAACAUAUUAAGAAUAUA
Mytilus californianus (California mussel) is the source of this 13292-nucleotide messenger RNA. RefSeq lists its product as uncharacterized. Bases 500 to 4318 code for a protein of 1272 amino acids. The record is from RefSeq and is a predicted model, not a curated record. Lineage: Eukaryota; Metazoa; Mollusca; Bivalvia; Mytilida; Mytilidae. The transcript has 4 exons. Gene Ontology annotation, molecular function: protein binding.